AUGCUAGGACAAUACAAGUUUAAGAUCGUAUAUACGCUAGGAAAAGACAACGGCAGAGCCGACGCUCUUAGCCGAAGACACGAUAUCGCCGGAACGAAGGAAAUUAUCAACACCGCGAUACUCAAGGUCAACAAGGACGGAUUACUAGGACCAGCUAAAACGCUGAACAACCUAAUGAUGACAAUCGCACACGAAGUACCAGAAGAAUUGCAGGAAGCAAUUAUCGCGCAACACCACGACGACCCCGUACAUGGGCAUCCUGGUAUUGCAAGAACAAUAGAACUCAUUAAACGGAAUUACGAGUUUCCAGGAAUAAAGGACAAAAUCGCCUCCUUUAUCGCCAAGUGCGCAGACUGUUAG
Messenger RNA from Alternaria atra, 360 nucleotides. RefSeq lists its product as uncharacterized. The transcript has a single exon. Bases 1 to 360 code for a protein of 119 amino acids. Lineage: Eukaryota; Fungi; Ascomycota; Dothideomycetes; Pleosporales; Pleosporaceae. The record is from RefSeq and is a predicted model, not a curated record.